CGUUCAUUCCUUCCCACCACAGACAUCAUAACACAGUAGUCCUCUUCGUCAUGAACGAUCCCUCAUUCCACUGCGUCCAAAUGAACCUAAGGCCCACAAGGCUGCUGAUUCCCCAACACCUUCAGUGUCUCAUUCUUUUCCCUCCCUUCUCUCAGACUGACGGUCAUCAGUCCUCGUUUGGAAACUUAGCUGGUGGUGGUGAUCCGAUGGCGCAGGUAGGUGGAUCAUUCCGCACGAGAUACGAGGCGCCUGUGGGAGAGAACCUUUUCCCUUUGGCACGGCACGCGCUGAACUGCAACUACCUACUACAGUGUCACUGGCAUUGUGGAACCUGGAUGCCUUAAUGAUGUGCUAUGGAGUGGAACCGCUGCCUUCGAGACCAUCUGUUUCGAGACCACGGUAAUAAAUGCAAGCAACUUUUUGCAGAAAUGGAGUCACUUGACCGAGAAAGACGGAGAAGAAAGAGAGGAUAUGUCGCUAACCUUCCCAUGAAUGAGUCUGUGGUUUACUGUUAAAUAUAUGCUACUAUGUCUCUCAGUUCUUCAGUGUUACGGUGGGAGAGGAGAGGAGAGAGAGAGAGAGAGAGGAUGUUGGCCGCCGACAAGAUGUCGGAUUUGGUGUCAUCGCUGAAACCUGACGGGGUGUCAUCGAGAGAUUCGCCCGACCUAGCAUAGGAAUGGUGGCAUAGUUUGCCUGCUUUCGUUACAUGUAUAUUUAUCUUGGAUUCCUUUGACUCCACUCGUCCCCGUCGCUCUCCCAAGUUUGCUGCUUCGACGUCGUCGCCGCGAGAGGUGUUGGGGCGGUGACGGAUGAUGGAGGAGCUCCACCACCAGUUCUCGCACGUCAUGCCGCCACCCCCGGUGCCGCAGCAGCAGGGCGGCCAGCGCGGGUGCCUCCUCCCCUCGUCGCCGGGAGAUGGUGGCGCAGGAGAGGAGGAGGAGGCAUCGGCGGCGGGGGAGACGGAGAGGGCCAGGUGCAAGGCGAAGAUUGUGGGGCACCCCUUGUUCGAGCAGCUGCUGUCGGCCCACGUGGCGUGCCUGCGGAUCGCCACGCCGGUAGACCAGCUGCCGAGGAUCGAGGCCCAGCUCUCCCAGUCUCACCACGUCGUCGCCAAGUACACGGCCGCCGCCGCCUCCUCCGCCGGUGCUAACCCAGACAACAGGGAACUCCAUCAAUUCAUGGCAAACUAUGUGUUGUUGCUCUGUUCCUUCAAGGAGCAACUACAGCAGCAUGUUCGUGUCCACGCAAUGGAUGCGGUGAUGGCCUGUUGGGAGCUUGAGCAGAACCUUCAAAGCUUGACCGGUGAUCAGCAGCUCUGGAACUCCUCUGGUAUGCAGCAAGGAAGAGAGGAUGUGCUAUCAGAAUCUCAUGAUGUCCAAAACCAUCAAUUAUCUUAUUCCUCAGAAGGUACAGACAGCACUACAGCAAGAUCUCUAGCAAUUCAAAGACUGUUCCGAAAUUGGUUGGUCAUGUUACGCAGUCAUACAUCUAAUCAUACGAUGGAUGACAAUGUUAGUGGAACAGCAGUCCAGUCUGUUUCAUCUGAAAGCCAACAUGGAACAAUGGGAAGACAGGCAGCUAAAGUUUUGAAGACUGCACUAGUGUACUUCUUGGGACUUGAUGCUGCUGUAUCUAUCCCACUUGUGAUAUUCAUUCCUUGGUAUCUGACGGUCAAGAUGGUCUAUGGAGCCGAAGUGACGAAGGAAUUGAUGCCUUUAUGGAUAUUUGGGCCACUUAUAUUUGCUCUCUACAUAAAGAUCAUUCAAGGGCUAUGUUCUCUAUAUGUUUUCGUCUUCAUGCAGGCUGUUAGGCUGAUAAAGAAUCUGCCUAGGUAUUCUCUGUUGGUCUAUAAUUUCAUAGCCGAAGGAAAGCUUAGAGCAUAUCUAUGGGACCAUUUCGUGAAGCCUAUUGUCGACAUCAAGAACAUGGAUUAUGGAGCUUUCUCCAGAAGAAAGUACAAACAAUUUGUGACAUGGGCUGUCGAGAAGUACCUCGAUUACGUUGAAUCAAUAUGGCCGUACUAUUGCAGAACCAUCCGCUUUCUGAAGAAAGCACAUCUCAUCUAGCUGAGUUUCCAUGCAACUCCCGGAGAAGCACAUGGUUUUUGGAUUGCCAAAGGAUUCUUUCGACUGGUUUGUGUAAGAGAGAUUCAAGUUUUGGCGAUUGAACCUGAGGUUACUUCACCUGAGAACGUGAGAUCGGAUCAGGAAUUUAUGUACCAUUCAUGAUUUUACUUCUUCAUCGUGUUAACUAAUAGUUACAUAGUUUAUUUUAUCUUUGUUCUCUUACUCUCUUGAAAAAAGAAAAAAAAAAGAGUUCAUCUAUAAAAACACAUGAAUGACCUCUUUUUAGA
Musa acuminata AAA Group (dessert banana) is the source of this 2353-nucleotide messenger RNA. RefSeq lists its product as uncharacterized. Bases 810 to 2066 code for a protein of 418 amino acids. NCBI's taxonomy places the organism in Eukaryota, Viridiplantae, Streptophyta, Magnoliopsida, Zingiberales, Musaceae. Gene Ontology annotation, molecular function: DNA binding. Gene Ontology annotation, cellular component: nucleus. The transcript has 3 exons. The record is from RefSeq and is a predicted model, not a curated record.